Messenger RNA from Cajanus cajan (pigeon pea), 2316 nucleotides. RefSeq names its product bZIP transcription factor 29. NCBI's taxonomy places the organism in Eukaryota, Viridiplantae, Streptophyta, Magnoliopsida, Fabales, Fabaceae. The record is from RefSeq and is a predicted model, not a curated record. Gene Ontology annotation, cellular component: nucleus. Gene Ontology annotation, biological process: regulation of DNA-templated transcription. Gene Ontology annotation, molecular function: DNA-binding transcription factor activity.
AUAGAAGAACAAUAAGCUUCAAACACACACAACCACAUCGUCAUAUUCAUCGUCCAAACACUCUCCGACACUUCAACAUCUCGUGUUCUUCCUCUAGAAACCUCUUCCGCACCACCGUGGAAUUUUCCUGCUCUUGUAACACAAAACACACUCUCUGCUUCUGAUAUAAUUUACGCUUGUCCUUGUCAUCGUGCUUCUUCAAGAUAGGGUUUGCACUUUUUAGUCACUACUAUCCAUGACCAGGUACAUAAAGUACUGUGUUAGUUCUGAUGUUCAUCAAUUAUUACCGACUUUUUAACUAGUAAGGGUUAGUGAUUGUUGAGUCAAUGGAAGGUGUUGAUCAAAGUAACAUGAAUCGAAAUAGUUCUGCAUUUGGUUCAUCAUCAGGAGCAAAUCUCAGACCCUCAAAUCGAUUGAAUGCUGUUGAGAAUCAGAAACCCUAUGGUAUACCACCCUCACACCCCAAUACCAAUGUUUCACCUUCAUCGCCUUAUCCCCAAUUUUUUGGCUCUCAAUCCCAGUCCAAUUCUGUUUCUCAGCGUUUAGGUUCUCCCAAUUUGAGCCCUGCAUCAUCCCAUGCUAGGUCUUUGUCUCAGCCCUCAUUUUUCUCUCUGGAUUCCUUGCCCCCUUUGAGUCCUUCCCCUUAUAAAGAGCCCUUGGCAGCCACCUCCUUUUCUGACACAAUUUCAACUGAUGUUUCUGUGGAGGAAAGCUUGGGUACCUCUCAUGCCCCUUCCUCUAACCGUGGCCAUGCUCUUCAGCUUGGCCAUUCUCUCCCCCCGCGUAAAGGGCAUAGGCGCUCUAGCAGUGAUUCCCCUUUAGGAAUCUCUGAUUAUAUUCAGUCUGUCCCCCAGUUGGUCCCCACCAGGGCUUGGAAUGAUCGUGAAAAUUUGGCUUCUAGGGGAGGAAACUCUGGAUUUGAGAAGCCGAUUCAGUUGGUGUUAAAGGAACCAUUUAAGGAUAUGGACCGUGUUGAUGGCUUUAGUGGAGAACAUAUGGAUGUGAGGAAAGAGGAUGAUUCACUGGAUGAUUUGUUUAGUGCAUAUAUGAAUUUGGACAAUAUUGAUGGUCUGAAUUUUUCUGGUGUGGAAGAUAAGGAUUUGGAUAGCAGAACUAGUGGUUCUAAGACAGUUGAAAGCAGUGACAACGAAGUUGAGAGCCAUGCAAAUGGAAAGGCAACUGGUGCUCAAGGGGCUAGUUCAAGCUGUUCGGAAGAGAGGAGGGAAGGAGUGAAGAGGAGUUCUAAUGGAGAUAUUGCACCUGGUUCUCGACACCGGAGAAGUUUCUCAUUAGACAGCUCCAUAGGAAAUUUUUGUAUUGGAGAUGAGUCACCUAAGCUUCCUCCUUUGCAAAACCGAGUUGGUCAACACUCGCCUAGCAAUUCCAUAGAUGGUAAGCCAUCUGAAACAAGCAUUGAGUUUGGAAAUGGUGAAUUCAGCUCUGAGGAGCUAAAGAAAAUAAAGGAAAAUGAUAAGCUUGCUGAAAUUGCCAUGGCCGAUCCUAAGCGUGCAAAAAGGAUUUUGGCUAAUCGUCUAUCUGCUGCUCGCUCAAAAGAGCGAAAGAUGCGAUACAUUUCUGAAUUGGAGCUUAAGGUCCAAACACUUCAGACAGAGACAACCACAUUAUCUACUCAGUUUACCAAAUUACAGAUGGAUAAUUCAGAGCUUAAAAGUGAGAAUAAUGAGUACAAAUUGAGGAUUCAAGCCUUGGAACAGCAGUCCCAACUGAAAGAUGCUCUGAAUGAGACAUUGGAUGCUGAAGUGAGGCGUUUAAGACGUACUGUUGCAGAACUUGGUGGAGAGUCCCUCCUCUCAAGUCGCAUGGCUCAACAGCUUUCUAUUAGCCAACAAAUGUUCCAGUUACAGCACCAGCAGCACCCGGGCCAGAUUAGACAAGUUCAACUGCACAAUAGCCAUUCACAGGAACAGACACAGACUCAGUCACAGCUCCACAAUGGAAAAACUACUGCCUAUUGAUCACAUUGAUUGUACAUAAGCAUUCUACUGCCAUGUAUACUCGAUGUUUGUGAUAGAUAUGAACGAGAAUAAUAUCUUGCAUGACCAAGCUCAAGUGAAAAAGGACUCAAUUCUAGACAACCCAUUAACAAAAGAAAACUUCAAAAGAUACAAGAAGUAAAAGGAGUCCAUGUCAAUGCAAUUCUUACCCAGUAAGGUUGUUGUUUUACUUGUGCAAGGCCAAGAAAUUUAGAAUUGUUGAUUUUAUUACCUAGAUUUCGAGUUAUUAUAUGUAAAUUUAAUAUGAUCUGAGAUUGAUUUCAUUAAGAUUUAUGAUUGAUUGUAUUAGAAUUUAUUUUAA